UUGAUUAAUUACCGAGCUUGGAAGAUGCGGUGAAAUAACUUGGUGUGCAGCGCAAGAACCUUGAACGUGCUUUUCUUUUGUCUAAUUCUGUUUACAGCAUCAGGCGAAUGGUUAUGCUACAGUACAGAUGUAAAGCGUGCCUUUUGGCAAUUAUACAGCUCGCCGCCAUUUCAGGAACAUUUUCAAGAGCACCAUACUUUAUUGAAGAACCCUCAGAUAUAUACGUCAAAAAGGGGAGACCAGCAGAACUACAUUGUCGAGUAGGAGGAACUCCAAAACCCAGUAUAAUAUGGAAAAGAAAUGGCAAUAACUUGGAUUUGACUAGCGACAGUAGAAGAAGGAUUACAGCAAAUGGAUCUCUAUAUUUUUCAGAAAUUAUUCACAAUAAGACUCAGAAGCCAGAUGAAGGGAUCUAUCAAUGUGCAGCAUCUUCAAGAAUUCAGAGUUUUGAUCAUGAAGUUUUAAGCAGAACUGCUCGUGUUAUUGUUGCUGGUAUUUCUUCCAAGGUGUCUGUCAUUUCCCCAUAUUCAAGGAAAGUUCCACUUGGGGAUACAUCAAGAUUUUUCUGUAGUGUAAAGCAUUCAGCACCCAAAGCUGUGAUAAGUUGGAGAAAGAAAGGUGAAAAUGGCACAAUUUCAUCUGGAAAACAUUACACUUUGAUUCCAAAUGGAGCUCUACAAAUAAGGAAUAUCAGAUUUGAGGAAGGAGGAGAUUAUGAGUGCAUUGCUGAGAAUUUAUUCACCAACAAGAGGCAUACUAGCACAGACACAGGAUUUAUUGAAGUUCUACCUGAUACUGGGUUUUCGCGCCGUCCUCGUGUUGAAGUAAAACCUAAGGACACAGUGGCGGUUCUUGGCAGUGAGGUAGUCCUUGAAUGCAUAGCAAAUGGAUCUCCUAAACCACGAGUAACUUGGCUGAAAAAUGGCUCACCUGUGUGGCUUGGAAAAGACUACUCAAUUUUAGGAGAGAGUAACCUCAUAAUUAAGUCUGUAACUGUAGCACAUGCAGGAAACUACACUUGUCGAGCAGUGGCUGACUUUAGGAAAGAGGAAGCUUCAGCUAAAUUGGAAGUACAUUAUGCUCCUGUUUUCUCCAUGAAACCAAGUGAUGUUCAUGCUCAUAGUGGAUCAGAUGUAAGAUUCAAAUGCUCAGCACAUGGAAUACCCAAACCAACAAUCACGUGGAGCAAAAAUGGAGUUGGUGUUGGUGGUGAUUACAUUGUAGUUGGAGAUGGCUUUAUGUUAGUGAAAGAUUUGGUCUUCUGGGAUGCUGCUGUCUAUCAAUGCUUUGCAGAGAACUAUUUAGGAAAAGUACAAGCCUCAGCAAACCUUUUUGUGUACAGGAAAGGAGAACGUCUUCCAACUACUACAGCUCCACCAACAACAACACAAGCAACAACUGUCAGACAAACAACAACCACACCUACACCUAAACCAAGAGUACCUGAGAAACCAGAAAAUGUUGUAGCCAUUGCUCGUUCAGACACUGAAAUACUACUGACCUGGGAACCUCCAAAGGCUACUAAUGGAGAGAUUCAGCAUUACAGAAUCUUUUAUAGUGUGUUCAACCCAAGUGAUGAUAGCAUACAGUUCAAACCUGUGAGCACACCUGGAGACCAACUUAAAAAGUCCUUUCCUGGCCUCAUACCUGAUACAAAAUACCGUUUCAAUGUCUUUGCCGUGAAUGAGGCUGGUGCAGGAGCUAUUUCAGAUGAGGUUACAGCCAGUACAUAUCCCAGUUCACAAGUCCCAGGAAAACCUCAAAACUUAGUAGCUGAGGCAGAGUCUGAUUCUUCAAUUAGGGUCACAUGGUCAGAGCCAGAUACAGGGCCCAGCUCAGUACUCAGAUACCACAUUAUGUACAAGAAAGCUGGCACUAAUGGAGAGAUGCAUGAGAGCACAAAGCAACAAACAAGGGUCUUGCGCUACCUUGAUACCUACACCAAGUAUAUCAUCGAGGUCUAUGCAGUGAAUAAGCGAGAGAUGGCUGGUGCCAAAGCAACAACAGAAGCAACAACUAAAGGAGGAGUUCCAAGAGUACCACCAACUGACUUUGUACUAAAACCUGACAGUACAGGAAAAGGAUUGAUAGCAACUUGGAAGGCCCCAGACCCAACCAAAGUGAAUGGAAGAGUAUCAUUUUACAAGAUUAUAUUCAGGAAAGUUGGAAGUAAACUGGAGAACACAACUGAAGAUAUUCCAGCUGACAAAGAGACCUACACCAUUGAAGAUUUAAUGCCAAGCACUAGAUAUGAAGCCAUCAUUGCUGCUGGUACUGAUUCUGGUAUAGGAGAGUACACAAAGGAUUGGGUGAGGGCAAGCACAAAUGUCAGUAAAUGUGAAGAGGAUACAACACCAGGGAAACCAACAUUUAAAAAGGCAAAGGUGCUUUCCACUACCAUUUUGGUAAGCUGGAAGCCACCAGAUAAUUCUGGCUUGGUCUGCGUUUCAAGCUACGAAAUUAGAUGGGGAGAAAAUGCCCCUUUCCAAUAUGAUCCACGACGCCUGAAAGGAGACCAAACGGAGUAUCUCAUCAAGGGACUCAAGCCCAACAAGAAUUAUGUGAUUUUACUCAUUGCAAUCAACAGCAAAGGCAAUGGUCCUGAUGUCCAAACUAAAUUACAAACGUUAUCUGGAAUAGAAGAUACAAAGCCGGUGAAAAUUGUGGAAGCAGUCUCUUCAGAUCCAAGAGAAAUGCAGUUGUCAUGGAAAGAUGAGCAAGCAUCCAGUUCUGUGCCUAUAACUUAUCAUGUGUACCAUUCUCUGCGCAAAAAACUGACAUAUUGUGGAAAUACAACGGAUAAGAAAAUAAAAUGCUCCAGUUUGAAGCCGUGUACAGAAUAUACCUUUUAUGUGAGGCGAAAUGACGAGCAAGUAAAUGCUUCCAUCAGCAGUUUGACUUCAGAGGACAAACCCGGACCGCCCACUGACUUGACCGGAAACCCAGAUGAAGAGAACUUCACCCAACUGACGUUACACUGGCAGCCGCCGAAGGAACUGAAUGGGAACAUCACCAAGUACCGCAUCUUUUACUCUACAGAUCCGAAUACUCCUGUUAAGGACUGGAAAUCUGUACUUGUUGACGGAUCCAAACUUACAGAGAAAUUCACUGGCUUAGAACCUGGAACAACUUACUACUUUGAAAUGCAGGCGCGCACCAAAAAAGGAUGGGGACGUCAUUCGAAAAGAAAGGAGGCUGCUACGUUGACAAAAAGCUUGAAAACAGAGCCCUCAGUAGCCACAGAAUUGAAGUCGCCCUCUUCACCGGACAGCGCUGCUUUAGCCGGACAAGGGAAACUCAAGAACAAGACAUUGUGGAUCGUUAUCGCCGCUGUGGCGGGCAUCACUCUCAUCGCUAUCAUCAUCAUUAGUGUUAUACUAUGUAAGAAGAGAUCAGGAGAUGACAUUCGGAGAAAACCUCCAACAUACAAGUCCGUCAUUCAAGCGAAUGGCUCAACAAAGAAGAAGAGCAAGGAAGAAAAACCACCAGAUCUGUGGAUCAAUCACACCGAGAACCUUGAUAUGAAACCAGUUCAGACUGUGGAUCCUGCUCCAGAUGUUACCAACAUUACUGCGUCUAUUCCAAGAAGCACUGGGGAAAUGAAGCCGCUCGACGACUCUCCUCUGGACCACAUCAAAAUCGAUCAGGACAGGAGCUCUUUUAUGAAUGGUAGUGAGGCGGAUUGCGAGGAGUUUGAUGACCUUCCUCCUCCUCCUCCAAAGAUCGACAGCGCAGGAAAUCCUUACGUUGAAUACCCUGAAGACAGCAGAACCUCUACGCCUCCCCCUUCGCCUGGAAUGUCACCCCUCUAUCCCCCGCUCAGAGCAUCCACGCCAGAUAAUGUUUACCAGCCCAUGUAUCCGAAAGCACCUACACCCCGUUAUCAGAUGCACCUGCCACGGACCGGCUCAUGCGAGAACAAUAGCCUCGAUGUUGGGGAUCCACGUCCACCGCAGAGAUCCAGAUCGUACGACCCAGACUUCAGAGCUCCAAGUGCCAAGGUACCAGUGUUUCCGAAGCUUCACACGUCUCCUCCGCCAACAUCACCAAAACCCAAAGCCAAACCUCCGGUGGCUCCAGCAGAUGAUAUACAGUUACCUCCGGUAGGUUUUAACCGUAAGACGCCCCCGAAUGGAUACUGGACUCCGCCACCGAAAUAUGAAGAGAUCUUCGCGCGCAGGUCAAAUCCGCCACUGAGUCCGCCAUCUUCGCCGCCCAGAGAUCAGGCUCCAGAGGUAUCGGAGCUUGACAAAGAAAUAGCAGGACUUGAAGGACUUAUGAGAGACUUAAAUGAGAUCACUGCUGGUGAUUACCAAAUUUAACAUGGUUUAAGAGAGUUUGAAUAAUAGAGAAUGUAGGAGAAUUCCUACAGGAUUAUUCCCAGCUAGUAGUGAUGCACUAUGUUCAUUCUGUCCACACGUGCAAGCAGGAGAGUAAGGUCGGUGAAAAAAGAGUGGCCUCCACAUCAGGAGUGAACAUGCCUUCGACGUAACCUGAAGAUAGAAAGAUAUUGAAUCCCAUAAACGAAAGAGUAUAAAUAGCAUUUCUCGUUUAUUAACAAAGAAAGUAAAUUUAUGUAUCUACGUAUUUGUAUCCUAAUAGCUAUAAUAAUGGCUCUUCGCUGCGACUUGAAACAAUUUGCAAUUUGGUAUCGAACGUUUUCUCGAAUUUUGUUGGUUUUACCUCACUUCGCUCUUCGAUUUACCUUUUCAAACUAAUCUUAUGUCAAGCUGGAACCAAUGGCGACUUUGUCAUUUGCUUAAUGUUAACCCUUGUUUUGAUUGGCUAGGGUCAUUAUUGUGAUCUUGGUUUUACGAUAUUCAAUUGAAAGGUGCACUUUUAAUGGUGGUGCAAAAGAAGCAGCUGGCGAGAAUUUCAUCCCUGUGCGAAGACACGGUGUCGAACGCUGCACUCCCUUCGCACACUACAUUUGUUGAAAUCGUUUCAAGGGCUCUAGCGAUACCUUAAUUGCGAUCAGUAACAUGUUUUAUGUACUGGUAGAAUGGCCUACCUUGUCGUCAAAAUAAAUAUUUGAAAAUAUAAUUAACUUUUUUUAAUUGGGAUCUUAUUCAUUUAACGUCAAACAAGAUUAUAUAUAUCUAUAUAAAAAUAUAUAUUUUUGUGUACGAAUGGAGACAAAAUCCAAGAUACUUCUCUGAAAGCCAACUCCGUAUUUUGUUCAUGGAAGAAGUAACACAUUCAGUUAGGAUUUUCUCUGGGAGUAGCUUUUUGCUACAAAGCACUUUUGUCAUGAACCACUAAAAUCUUGGGCGUUUAGAAGUAGUAUUUCUCCUAAGUCCAUCAAUAGAGCAAUUCUCAGUCGAGGUCGCAAUUAGUGCGGAAUAUACUUUGGUCUUGCCUUACCUCAUACGAUGGUCCAGAAAACUCUAGCCAUUUUCUCAGCCAGACAGAUUCAAAACUAAAACGAAACGCGUUUGUGGUCGCUCGUGAUUUUCCGCGCUAGGCACUGUUUUCUUUUUUUCUCAUUGACUACUAAUGAAAAAUUACAUUGGAAAUGCCAGAGUUAUAAAAAAAAUAAAUGUAACCAAAGAUUUUGAAGAAACAUCGAUAUACGCAACUGGGCAGUUAAGGAAUUGAGAUGAGCCAGCAAGUGGCGCUUGCAGUUGGUUUACCAUUUGUUCAAACAAGUGUCGGUAUUUUUGUAAAUAAUGUUCCAGAAAGAUGAGAGGAAACGGUGAUACCUCUGAAAAAGUAAUUUAUGGAUAUAAAGUUGCGCUACCCUAACGUUUUCUCGGUAGAUCAAAUUGUAUAUCAGUGAGUUAUUACAUAGUGAAGACGAGAAAUAAGGGCAUAACGCUGAUACGAUCAGAUCUGUUUUGUAGUUAAACCUUCCUUUAAUUGUAUAAAUUAAAGCUUUCAAGUUCUGCCAAGGUUAUUUCGUAACGUAGAUAAUAGAAGGGUUUUUGUAUUUUUGUAAAAAUAAAUAUUUUUGGUGAACUAGUUACUUACUAAUACGAGUUUGUCGAGAUAUACAUGACGCGUAGUAAAUUUUGCAUGUGGUCUGUUUAACGCUCGAAUCGAUACAUAUCAGAAUUAGAGACUUGUAUGAAUUUAAACUGAAUGAAACUUAUUGGUAUUUGCA
Pocillopora verrucosa is the source of this 6103-nucleotide messenger RNA. RefSeq names its product neogenin. Gene Ontology annotation, cellular component: plasma membrane. The record is from RefSeq and is a predicted model, not a curated record. Lineage: Eukaryota; Metazoa; Cnidaria; Anthozoa; Scleractinia; Pocilloporidae. Gene Ontology annotation, molecular function: protein binding. Gene Ontology annotation, biological process: cell-cell adhesion.